This is a messenger RNA of Acyrthosiphon pisum (pea aphid), 948 nucleotides long. Its product is annotated as kelch-like protein 3. Gene Ontology annotation, molecular function: protein binding. The transcript is spliced from 4 exons. Lineage: Eukaryota; Metazoa; Arthropoda; Insecta; Hemiptera; Aphididae. Bases 17 to 799 code for a protein of 260 amino acids. The record is from RefSeq and is a predicted model, not a curated record.
AUUUCAGGUUAUUUUAAUGUUCAACCAGUCUGAUACAUCGCCAAAGUGCUAUACAGAAUGGUAUGACCCAGCAACCAAACUACGUGAGAAAGCACCAGGAAUAAAUGAUUGUCGUUUCACUGCUGGUCUAAGCGUAAUUAGAGAUCAAUUUGUGUUUGCUGUGGGAGGUGUGAAUGAGUCAUGUUCACAAUCUGUUAGUAUGCUUGAUGUUUCUUUACAAUCUCCAUCUUGGGUUCCUAUGGCCGACAUGGUAGUAAAACGAGGACAAUUAGGAGUUGGUGUAUUGGAUGAUUGUAUAUAUGCAGUUGGUGGAGGAGAUCCCAACUAUUCAUUAGAUAGUGUUGAGGUUUUUGAUGUCGGUAUUCAAAAAUGGAGAUUGGUAGCUAGUAUGUCUACUGAAAGAUGUGAUUUGGGUGUUGGUGUACUCAAUAAUCGUUUAUACGCGGUUGGAGGUGCUGAUAGUAAAUUUUGUUUGAAAUCUGUGGAAUAUUAUGAUCCCGCUUUUGACACAUGGACACUAGUUGCAGAUAUGUCUGUAAACCGUCAUGGUGUUGGUGUAGGAGUCUUAGACAGUCUUUUGUAUGCUAUUGGUGGCUAUGGUAAUAAAAAGUAUCUUAAAAGUGUUGAGGUUUAUAGACCGAGUGAUGGAGUUUGGUCUUCUGUAGCUGAUAUGGAAAUUUGCCGAUUUCGCCCCGGAGUAGUGGCAUUAGAUGGUCCAUUGUAUGUUAUGGGUGGAGAAUCCGAUGAAUCUAGCUAUAAUGAUACUGUAAGAAUUUACAACCCCAAAACCAAUACUUAAACCAGGGGGAUAUUUUGGAGAAGUGGUGUGCACAUUUAUGGUGGAGUAGUUGUUGAUAGGCCACCAAAUUUUAUUGAUUAAUCAGCAUACAUAAUGGUCUCAUUGUUAGUAGUAAUAUGAACAUAUUUAUGUAUAAUUAAUGACAAAAU